Messenger RNA from Dromiciops gliroides (monito del monte), 11120 nucleotides. It is a transcript of the gene KCNN3, whose product is annotated as potassium calcium-activated channel subfamily N member 3. The transcript is spliced from 8 exons. Gene Ontology annotation, cellular component: plasma membrane; neuron projection; neuronal cell body. The record is from RefSeq and is a predicted model, not a curated record. Gene Ontology annotation, biological process: potassium ion transmembrane transport. Bases 329 to 2476 code for a protein of 715 amino acids. Gene Ontology annotation, molecular function: small conductance calcium-activated potassium channel activity; calmodulin binding. NCBI's taxonomy places the organism in Eukaryota, Metazoa, Chordata, Mammalia, Microbiotheria, Microbiotheriidae.
GGAGAGGAAAGCUAUUGAGCCUCAGCUGAGUGGAGCUGACCCUUGCCUGAGACUCUUCUAAAGACCACCUCGAGAGGCAGAGUUCUUUUCCCCCCACCCCAGCUCCUCUUCUUCCCCUUCCCACUACAAUGCAUUCUUGACUGGCAGCAUCCGGACUCUAGGCAGCCCCAGAGAACCGAACCAAGCCAAAGAAAAGAGGAUCAGAGCCAAGACACUCUCUGGCUUGGGAUCUCCGAUGCCGGUCUUUCUUUGAGGAAAUCUGAGAGAGAGAGCGAGAGCAGAAUUGGGGUGGGGGGGUUUGUGGAAGGGAAUCCAACCAGUCCCCAAGAUGGACACUUCUGGGCACUUCCAUGACUCUGGGGUGGGAGACUUGGAUGAAGACAUGAAGUGUCCCUGUCCAUCUUCGGGGGAUGAGCAACAGCAGCAGCAGCCACAGCAGCCACCACCACCGGCCCCGGCACAAUUGGUCCCCCAGCAGCAGCAGCAGCAGCAGCAGCAGCAGCCCCAGACACCGGCACCCCCGUCUUCGAGGCCCCUCACCCAGCUCAACCAACUCCAGAGCCAACCUCUCCAUCAUAGCCUGCUGCACUCUUCUCCCACUGCUUUCAGGGCCCCACCUUCCUCCAACUCUACCACCAUCCUCCACCCUUCCUCCAGGCAAGGCAGCCAGCUCAAUCUGAAUGACCACUUGGUUGGCCAUUCUCCAAGUUCAACAGCUACAAGUGGGGCCGGAGGAGGCUGCAAGCACAGACAGGCGAGCCCACUGGUCCACAGGAGAGAUAGCAACCCUUUCACGGAGAUAGCCAUGAGCUCCUGCAAGUACAGUGGUGGGGUGAUGAAACCCUUGAGCAGGCUAAGUGCCUCCAGGAGGAACCUCAUAGAGUCCGAGCCUGAAAGCCAACCCCUCCAGAUCUUUAGCUCUAGCAAUCCACCCGAGAUUGUCAUUUCUUCCCGGGAGGAUCACCAUUCCAAUCAGACCCUGCUCCAUCAUCCAAAUGCCACCCACAACCACCAGCACUCCGGCACCAGCAGCAUCAGCACCUUCCCCAAGGCCAAUAAACGGAAAAACCAAAAUAUCGGCUAUAAACUGGGACACAGGAGAGCCUUGUUUGAAAAGAGGAAACGGCUGAGUGACUAUGCUUUGAUUUUUGGGAUGUUUGGCAUUGUUGUUAUGGUGAUAGAGACCGAGCUCUCUUGGGGGUUAUACUCAAAGGAUUCCAUGUUUUCUUUGGCCCUGAAAUGCCUUAUCAGUCUGUCCACCAUCAUCCUUCUGGGUUUGAUCAUCGCCUACCACACACGGGAAGUCCAGCUCUUUGUGAUUGACAAUGGCGCAGAUGACUGGAGGAUAGCCAUGACCUACGAACGCAUCCUCUACAUCAGCCUGGAGAUGCUGGUUUGUGCCAUCCACCCCAUCCCUGGUGAAUAUAAAUUUUUUUGGACAGCCCGCCUAGCCUUCUCCUAUGCUCCUUCCAGGGCUGAGGCUGACGUGGACAUCAUCCUUUCUAUCCCUAUGUUCCUCCGGCUGUACCUGAUUGCCCGAGUCAUGUUGCUGCAUAGCAAGCUCUUUACAGACGCCUCCUCACGGAGUAUUGGGGCACUAAACAAAAUCAACUUCAACACUCGCUUUGUCAUGAAGACCCUCAUGACCAUCUGCCCCGGGACAGUGCUCCUAGUCUUCAGCAUUUCCCUGUGGAUUAUUGCCGCCUGGACAGUACGAGUCUGUGAAAGGUACCACGACCAACAGGAUGUAACUAGUAACUUUCUGGGUGCAAUGUGGCUUAUCUCCAUCACAUUCCUUUCCAUUGGGUAUGGGGACAUGGUUCCUCACACAUACUGUGGAAAAGGUGUCUGUCUUCUCACUGGCAUCAUGGGUGCCGGCUGUACUGCGCUGGUGGUGGCUGUGGUCGCCAGAAAAUUGGAACUCACCAAAGCCGAGAAGCACGUUCACAACUUCAUGAUGGACACUCAGCUCACAAAACGGAUAAAGAAUGCUGCAGCGAAUGUCCUUCGGGAAACGUGGCUUAUCUAUAAACACACCAAGCUGCUAAAAAAGAUUGACCAUGCCAAAGUCCGGAAACACCAGAGGAAGUUCCUCCAAGCUAUCCACCAGCUGAGAAGCGUAAAGAUGGAACAGAGAAAACUGAGUGAUCAAGCCAACACCCUGGUAGACCUUUCCAAGAUGCAGAAUGUCAUGUAUGACUUAAUCACAGAGCUGAAUGACCGGAGUGAAGACUUGGAAAAACAAAUUGGCAGUCUGGAGUCUAAACUAGAACAACUCACUGCCAGCUUCAAUUCCCUUCCCUUGCUCAUUGCGGACACCUUGCGUCAGCAGCAACAACAACUCCUCUCAGCCGUCAUCGAGGCUCGGGGAGUGAGUGUGGCAGUGGGGACCCCCCACACGCCACUCUCCGACAGCCCUAUUGGGGUCAGCUCCACUUCUUUUCCCACCCCUUACACAAGCUCAAGCAGCUGCUAAAUAAAACUCCCCACACAGGAAGAAUUGCCGACAGGUCUUAAGAUGCAAGUCAACUUUCUCCUGGUCUUUCUGUCAUCACAGGAACAUUCAGGCUGAGUGGACAUAAAGAAUAAGAUUGAACUAAUUAACAAACUCAUGUUCAUUCAGAGUGCUUGGUUCGAUAUGCCUUGAAAUCAGAAAUCGAAUCUCUGUCUAGGUGCCUAUAUAUGGAAGAGGAAAGGAGAAAUGAAAGGAAGCCAAACAUUUGACAGGGCCUUUGUUGCAGUGUUUGGUGGAGAACAGAAAUCCAUGCUCAAUCUCAGGUCUUCAAUUGUUGUCCGGGUGGGGAGGAUAAAGAGGGAGAAGGAAAAGGAAAGGAAGAAGGGAGGGAGGGAGGAGAGAGAGAGAGAGAGAGAGAGAGAGAGAGAGAGAGAGAGAGAGAGAGAGAGAGAGAGAGAGAGAGAGAAAAUUAAAGGAGCCAAUGGAGAAGCAACUAGAAGAAAGUAUUCCACUCCACUGAAUAUCAGCCUUGGGCUUUGUGUAACUCACAACUAAGGGCCUCAUCUACUAUUCUGCUCUGCUCUUUUUCUCUAGUUUAACAAGGUCUCUCUAUAUGACAAAGGUAGAAGAAAGAAGUUCAUAAUUUGCCAAAACAGAGAUACAGUCAUAGGGCAUCAAAACUCUUAUCCCUUACAUAGGUCAUAAAACACAAUGCAUGGUAAAAUGAGGUCAUGUAAGACAGAUUUUUCCAAUCUAAUAUCAAUAAUUAUUUAUCAAAACCAACCAACCAAUUCCUGCCCAUGUGCCCCUAAAUUCAAGCCAUUUCUUCUCCAUUGAUGAACUGUUUUGUUCAGACAUCACUUUUCAUCAACUAUUCUUUCUUUGUGGGCAUAGGUCCCCUCCAAACCUUACAGGUUGCUUUUGCCAUAGGUAUGUACAGUGCCUGUGAUGAGUUGAGUGCCAACUCAAAAAUAUUGGCUUUCUGGAGCUAAAAAUAGUGUUCUGAAAAUAGCUGCUUUGGUAGAGUUUUAUUCUGCUAUCCUAACAACCAGAGAUUCAUUGGCAUUAUAUGAUGAUGAGUACACCACAGAUAUUUAUGGUGUCAUGGCUCAGUUUGAGUUUCAGAUGGGAAGUCUCACUGAUCUUGUGCCUACCCUCCUCAAGUUUCCUAAACUAGCUGAGUGGUAAAAGGUUUCCUCAUCCCAGAUUCUGGGACUUUGGCAGCAUUUAUGAUGAGAGGCAUGUACAGCAGCUCCUAAGUGUAGUCAUUAUAAGAUGGUAGGUUUGGGGAAAGGAAGAUGGUUCAUAAAAGAAGUUCUUUGAGAAAAAAUGGAGGUGAGUGUUGACUAAUGUGGAUCAAUGAGUAUCUGCUUCCACUGCUGCUUUUUAAUCUUGAUACAAAACCAUGUGUCUCAAAAGACUGAAUACUUUAAAGGGGACUUUAGAACUGCUAGAAAGACCAGCAAGCCCUGAUCAAGCCCACUUCCAUGAAUGGUGAUGCCAAUUCCCAAAUCUUUUACAUCGCCCUAAUCUGACCACUUCAAAUUUUGCCAGAUGAAAAUAAUCUUGUAAUUUGCCACUUGAAUUCUGAAGGGUUUUCCCCACUACUAUAUGGUAUACUUCAUCUGUUUAAAUUCAAGCAAAAGAAUGCUAUCCCUCAGUGGAGAGCAGUUCUGCUGGGUUCUGAUAAAUUGUUACCACACUAAGGUAAGUUAUGUAAUUCACCCAGCUACAGAAAUUUGCUUCAGUCUAUUUCUGUCACACUGGGCAUGCUCUUCUAAAGUCUGUUAAGGAAGUCUUCAGUUGACACAGGUGGAAAUCUAUAGUCUGGGGCAGCUCUUGGAGGAAGCCCUGGUUAGUAGCCUGAUCUCUUCCUCCAUCCACAAGCCUUUGCUGGUUUCCUCUUCGAGACUCCUUUUAGCAUUGUCUGUUAGUUGAUUUUGCAUACCACAAAUACCAAAUUUGCUGCUGUGUUGUUUUGGUUUGGUUUGGUUUUUUAAUCUUUAUUCUUAUCGCUAUCAUGUGUACCAGGAAAUGCAGCAUGGCAUAGUAGAUGUGGCACUGGAGUUGGAGUAAGGAAGACCCAGGUCCAAAUCCCACCUCUGGCACUAGCUAUGUGACCCUGAGCAAGUCAUUAAUUUCUUUGCCCCUCAGACAACACCUUAAAUCUAUAAAAUUACCAGUGGGCUGCCAGUAGCAUUUAUAAAGGGAGUUUCCACACUAAAGAUAUCAUAGGUCUCUGAUGUCUCUCAUGCAUCUAUUUCGUUGAUGUUCCUAGAGCAAUGUUUGUUGCUAUUUUCAAUUAAAAUUCAGCAGAACAUAAAAAUGGAUUUUUAAACAGAUGAAAUAACCAUGGAGUUACUUUGUGAUUUUCAUAUUUCACCAAACAGUGGCUGAUAAUUAUUGUAGAAAUCUACUUGCCCAAUCUGGACUCCUAAACCAUAGUCCUCAGCUACUGGGUCUCAAUUUAACCCUUUCAUUGUUAAUUCAACUCCCUCCCAACAUGUCUGUGUGUAGAAUGAUCCAGUUUCAUAUUAAUUUCAGAUGUUGCAUGUCAAAUUAUCUACCCCUCAUUCACCCCCCCAAAAAAUUUAUACACAGACUAUUACUUCUCAGUCUGUGAAUAAUUCUUUAUGCUUUACAUGACCUUUGACCAGUGAGAGACCUGUGCAGGCACUGAUGACAACACAAAUUUGUAACACCUUCUGGUUCAGGGGGGUGGUUUGGGUUGCUUCCAGUGAAAGUAGCCAUAGACACUCUGGAAACACAAGGGCAUUUAUAGCAUAAAUUGAACCUAUUGUAGUGCAAUAGAGAAGCAUGAUUUUUUAUCCUUGCCAAGUAAAGGCUCUUUAGCAGAUGAGUGUUCUGAUCUGCAUACUAAUAUUGCCCCGGUCCAAUUGGAAGAUUGCUUCUGUAUACUAACAUUGAAGAUGUCUGUUGGGAAACUGCACAUUCUCAUACAAGUACAGACAAGUCUUGAUGACUUAGGUACUGAAAAUCCAGUGUGCAGAUCAUUCAGGCUUUUUGUUUCUCUUUUUCCCAGGGUCCAUUUUCUGGUGUGCCACUGCUCAUUGGCAAUCCCUUCAUACCUUGGAUAUUAGGGAUAGGAGAACAGGUGACUUCCAAACUUUUCUUCUUCCCUCCUUGUUCCAAGAUUUGGUGGGUAGAAGAGGUUGAAUUGACCCUUCAAAAAUUGGCUGUACUUGAAAAAACACUAAGUCACCGGGUAGCUAAACUAAAAUGCAGGCCCAUCCUGCAUGGCUUUCCCAGUGGUGGAAUUUUUUAAUCUUUCUGAUAACUCAGUGACGAAUCCAAUAAUGCUGCUUUUCUCUAGAUCUUCUAGACAUCAGUAGGGCAGAGACAGAAAUGCCACAAUGGAUUGCUUAAGCCAUAUUAUGUACUGUAAAGUUAGGGGUGUACUGUGAUACCUUAGGUCCACUCAUCUCAGUGGAAUUUCAAAACAUAGCUCCAGUUGGUAGCCCAAACCAGACCAGGGGCCCUUUCCUCCUUAGGUCAAAGUUCAGAUGGAAACUGGUAUCUUUGUCUUAAAGAUAUCAUCUUUUGUUCUUCACCUAUACAUUUUCAUAAAUUGCCUCUCACCUGUUUUUGUCAUCUUCAUGACAUGUUAACUUCAUAAUGUUACCACAUCUGUAGGGCUGUUUAAUGCUGUCUAGAAUGCAACAGCAAGAGCAGUUGCAUCUGAGAAGACCACUAUUUUUCUGACCUUGACAGAGAUAUAGAGAUGGCAUAGCAAUAUUCUUCUGCAGCAGGCAGGAAGGAGCAGGAAAAAUGGAAAGAACAGUGGAAGAAAGAAAAUAUAUUAAAAGAUAGAUUUCCCCCCUCUUCUACUUGUUGUAGUCAUAACAAGCUAUUAAGUAAGAGAAGGAUAUUUGAGCUAGAAAGAGAAGAUUGGAAAUCAGAAACAAACCAGUUCUACUUCUUUGCUCUAAGUAACUUAACCAGUUAGUAUCCCAGUCCCUGUAUUGGUAAAUAUGAAUAUAAUGUUUAAUAUUCUCUAGGGCAAAGUAUUACACAGGAACUAAGUGUAAUCUCUGAGGUUCGAGCUAAUUAGCUGGCUAUGUUUGGUUUCCACCUGGUUUUUGGCACACUGAAAUGCAACAUAGCUAGGAAUCACUGAAAAUGGUGAUGGGGGGGGGUGUUAAAGCCAAAACAUUAAAAUCAACUCAAACGAGAAUCUGUAAUUAGUAAUAGAAUUGGUGGAAAGAAAAUUGGGGGCACUAAUGUGAAGUUCCAGGGCUUCUCUCCAUGAUCAUUUUGUAAAUCAAUGAACAGCUUAACCCCAAAUUAAGCAACUACUGAAUCCCCAAAGUAAACAGUUUCCUGUCCCACCAUGAUGCUGGGAAGUAAUUGUAAGACACUGCAAAGUAAUUACACUGCCAGGAGGUUGUGACUUUCCCAUCCAUAAUGUCCCCAGUUUCUACAAUUGUUCUUUUUUGUUUUUAAGGUUACCAGAACCGAUGCAAGUGAUAGUUAUCAUUCUGCUGUGCCUAUUUACUCCUUACUGUGUUAUGUUUCAGUACCUUAGACAGCAGCUUGGUUCAUUUAUUCCUAGGCAUCCCUCCCCCCUCCCCCUACCCUGCAUCUACUUGGUGACACUCCAGGCAUUCUUCCCCCUCCUUUUUUCUUGCUACCAACGUAAACAUUAUGGAAAUAGGAUCAUUGGUGCCAUUAAGAAAGCUAUAUAUAGUCAUUCUGUGGGGAUAUUCAUAUUAACUGUCUGUUUCUGAUAGUUGAAUAGCAGGCAAAAGAUAAUCAGCCUGAGUGUUACUAGGGAAGCAGCAGGAACAGAAAUCGACUUUAUGGCCUUGUCAAGGAUCAGAAGUGAAAUUCAGGUUUUUUCAAUGACAUGUACUGAUGAUUCCUUGAAAGAUCUCAAUCUAAUGGUAUAAAAAAAAUGAACUGGGAUCCCCUACCUUCACCCAGCUUCCCCUUAUACUUUUACUGGAAAUACACUAGCUUGAACUGGCAUUUCCUCUGAACACCCAUCAUCCAAUAGUCAACACAUGACCUCCAGAUCUAGGUGCCAAAUGCCCCUGAGACAUUUGUUUACAUAUCUGGGAAAUUCAUUCUGGAAAAUAGUCAUGAGCAAGGACCACAUAUUGAAAUAGAACAAAAGAAAGGAAGAAUUGGGCCUAGAAAAGCUGGUGGAAGAAAAGCACAAGCUUCAGCUCAAACAUCUAGUUAUAAUCCCAAAGAGAUGCUGACAUUUUCUAGAUACACACACACACACACACACACACACACACACACACAAAGCAGGAACAAAUCACACAGGAAUCUGAACAAAACAACUAACUUCCAGUUUUACAGCAGAAGGGGAAUAAACAUCCCCUGGUUUUGAACCUGUACAGGUUGUCUCAGUUUGUUCAUUUCACACAGGACCAAUCCAUUUCCCUCCAAAACAUUUUUAUAUGGCAAAGACUCCAUUUGGGUCCCAGAAACUCUAUUCUGCAUUGGUCACAAGUGAAAACAACAGAGAGCAGAAGAAUGAUAAUGGAGACAACAUUUCCUUUGCAAACUCAAAGAAACUCCUGUUUCUACUCAGAAUUAGACAAUAAGCUUCAACAUGAAUUUGCAUCUUGCCUCUGUACUGCUUGCUUCAAAAAAAGAUAGGAGAAAGCAUAAUAGUUUAUUUUAACUGAAAUAUAUUGCUAUAUUAUAAAUGAUAUUGUAACUUUCAAUUAAUAUUUUGUAUCAACCUAGUCUUUUAGCAGGUCAGAGUGUCCACCUGCUCUCCAAAUGACUGUUUCUGAGUACACAUCACUGUAACAAUUGCCCAACUUCUAGACAAAGAGUCUCAGUACAACUACCUUCACAGCUGCCAUACACUUCUAAUUCUCCAAGGUCCUUGGUGUCAGAGACAAAAGAACACUAUUCCUUGCUUAGAAGAAUUUAACCCCAAUUUUAACAAGCCAUUACAAAAGAUUUUGGAAAAGCCAUCUCUCUUGAGUAGCUCUAUGAAACCAUCUUCUGUUGCUCAGUAGUGGGGUGAGGGCUGGGGUUGGGGGAGGGGUGAACCUACUUACUACCUGUUUCCAAAAGCCCAAUUACACCAUCCAUAUCAGUCUCCAACUCAGCCAGUCAAUCUUUUUUUUUCCUGUGGACAUGCAGGAAAGCUAGCCAAAUUAGCAACAUUAUUUCUCUCUCCUGAGCUUCAGGAGGCUUUGAUUUCUGUGAAUACACCAAGGGGCCAUGUGAACAAGGAGAAUGAUGAUUCUCCAUUUCUGUGAGAACCGAGCCGGAGCCAAGCAUUGAAAAGCUACUUCUCUGGAGUUGGUGACAGCCUAAAGAUAGACAGGAACAAGGUUUGGAUGCCCUUUUAUUAAGGAAAUGGAGCGACUGGCAGCAGUGGAAUGGCAGGGGGAGGUAACAACUUGUAUAAUAUAUGCCAGCAGAAACAUUAGCUUUCUUCUCCUGCUACAUUUUACUCUGUGAAUAUUUUGUAACUGCUGGGGUGAAAAGGAGGGAAAAGGAAAAAUUCUGUAGGGAAGUUCAGUCACCUCCCUGAGCCUCAGUUUCCUCAUCUGUAAAAUGAAGGGCUUGGAAUAGAUACCUUCCUAGGUCCCUUCUAGUUCAAGAUCUCUGAUUCUAUGAGAUAUGGUUUCAAAUAGGAGAAAGACUCUAUAAUUGGCACACCCAUACACUUCAUCCUUCGCUUCCUCAACCUAAUAGUUGAGGCUCACCUGGAGAAUUGCUCUAAGCCCGAGACUCCCAAAGAAAAGUCUACAUCUAGAUGAAAUAUGGUGUGUCCGGAUUAACACAAAGGUUAUCUUCUUAAAACUGGUGAGCCUCCUCCCAGCAAAAAGGUCCAUUUAAUCUCAUCCUAUAAUCAAUGUAAUCAUGUUCUCUAUAUGUACCCUCAGAGUAAGUUUAACUGAGUCUCUUAUCUAUACUUUCCCUGAAUAUGAGUCACAAAUUCAAAAAUUCACACUAAUAUGUUAGUAGUACAAAACAAUAGCUCCUUCUUUAGAGAUGAGCUGCUAAAAAUAAAAUCCAGCUUCCAUUUUUUGAGCUUCAGUUUAUCUGCAUCUUGAAGCACCACUCCAUACUUUAUUCAAGCUAUUAAAAUGAAAAAUAAUGUCGCCAUCUCCAGUUGAAGUCUGAUGUAUCUGAGAUUUAACACUUGUGUAUGUUUUAUUAUUGUUGAGAAAUUCUCCCAGUGCCUAGGCAGUUCUCAGGUCCUAAGUUAGGUACCUGUGUAAUUGCAUUCCCUCUUCCAGGCCACUGGGGUUCUAUCUACUGUAUGUACUAAGUUUCCAACUUGUUUGUAUAAUGGAAAUUAGUUCAUCCUCAACUUUAUAAUUGACUGAUGAAUGUACUGGUGAUUGUCAAUUCACCUCUAAAAUACCUUUGUGCCAUUUGCUCCCUUCACCCUUUCCUUUGAGCACCUCUAGAACUGACUAAUAUUUUCCUAUCUCUACACAAAUAAAUUGUCACCAAAUAAAGAAAAUGAAAUAUCUACACAAAUAAAUUAAGGUUUGGGACUUUCCCCCAAACUUUAAAGUCAUUUGAUAAAUGAAAGAAUGAGUAUGAUCUGUGCUGUUUUUAGUGAAAUUUACAUAGCUCCUAGAACAGCAGUCCCAAAGUAGAUAGAGCCUCAACCUUAAAGACCCCAUAAAUGGGUAGAGUGGCAAACCGUAUUCCCCCUCUCUCAACUCUUGAUUAGAAAAUGCUGUAAAGGCUGACCAAAUCAGUGCCAGUCCUGCCUGGAACUAACUAAAUUAAAUAGUCCCCAUUCUCUUGAUCUGGUUUUCUAGACAUAAUCACAAGGGGAAACAUGAAUGCUUUAUUUCUCCAGUUUGAUGCCUAUUAGAUUAUAACUACAUUGAAGUAAACAAAAACAUUUGUAAUUAUUUGAGGGCAACAGGACACAACCUUCCCAUUUUAAUCACCAAAUGCUAAUAAUUAGGGUGCUUGAGCCACUGCCAAGCAUUUUCCAAAAUGCUUUUCACUUUCAAUGUGGUUCCCCUCUCCCUUUUUAACAUUAUUUGGGUAUCAGUAUAAGGAUACCUGGGUGACCUAUUAAAUCAGGCCCCUCAUAAAGCUACACGGCAUCCUGUGUAGUCCAUUUAAAAUGGCCUACAGCUGAGUGUAAGUCAGAAACCAACCUUGAGCUGUUUAUUAUUUUUAUUCCCUUCUCGGAGUACUCGGCAUGUGGCCAAUGAGAGCUGUCCUUUGCUAGCAGUAACUAAGGAGAACAAACAGAUAGGUGAAUUUCACCAUUCCACACCUGUAAGUCAUCUCUCUCUAAGUCAAUUGUGUUCAUCAUUACCCCAAGCUGGAGCACUCUAAAGGUGGAGAAGGGAAAAUCCAAAUUCUAAUGUCAUUGCCAUAGCUUGAUAUGUACCCAGAAACAGCUAUGUCCUACAUUAAUGGCUUUAAUCUGUUCAUUGUAAAAAGUGCCUUGGACUUCAAUCUAAAGAGGUCGGUAUAAAUAUGUACAUAUGCGUGUGUGUAUAUGUAGGCAAAUAUACAUAUUUAUACAUACAUAUAGACACACACAUAUACCUGCAGUCAUAUAUAAUAUAGUCAUACAUAUAUAAUAUAAAAACUUCAUAAUCUACCAUAUUUCUCUUCGCAACUCCAUUUCUUUUGUCUGGUCCUAUGUUCAUUUGUUGAGAGAGACCUCGCCAUAGAGAGGUCC